Thrips palmi is the source of this 7920-nucleotide messenger RNA. Its product is annotated as fatty acid synthase-like. Gene Ontology annotation, molecular function: fatty acid synthase activity; oxidoreductase activity. Gene Ontology annotation, biological process: fatty acid biosynthetic process. Lineage: Eukaryota; Metazoa; Arthropoda; Insecta; Thysanoptera; Thripidae. The record is from RefSeq and is a predicted model, not a curated record. The coding region runs from base 507 to 7088 and encodes 2193 amino acids. The transcript has 31 exons.
ACCUGGCCUUAUAAUUUCGAUUACAAUGAAGUUUGGUCCUAUCUUAUUGGAGGUCCCAUGCCAAACUUUGCACGCUGUAUACAAUUGUGGUGUCGGAUUUAAACAAACCCUCUGACAGCAUUCCUUAAUCUAAAUCGACGCCUCCUCAUAGAAUAAUCCUACCUGACAGAGUAGAUUCAAGACAACCUUAACUGUUAAAACAGAUCCAAGAUAAUUCUAACUGUAAGUGCAGAUUUAGGACUAGGCUUAUUGCAGAGGUGCCUGAAAGUGUGAACAAACUUUCGUCUGUGCCAAUCAGUGAAUCGCGAUUUCUCUCAAAUACUAUGUCCACAUAUAGGAUGAAUUUUUUAGCAAGUCCUUCGGCACGUAAUUUUAUGAAGUAUGUGGGCGUCACGGAAUUUCACGUCAUGUGCGGUUAAAGUUGAGAUUGUCCUUGGAUCUGCGCCGACAGUUAGGACUGCCAUGGAUCUGCUCUGACAACAAGGAUUAUUCUGUCAGGCAUCGGAAUGUUGUGUUGUUGUUUUCUGAUGAAAACUCCAUGGGAUACUCUGAAAACCCAGCUCACUUCUUUCGCCGCUGUGCAAGCCAUGCAGGACGAGGUGGUGAUAUCUGGCGUGGGCGGCCACUUCCCGGAGUGUGACAACCUCCAGGAGUACCGCGAAAAGCUGCUGCGGAACCUGCAUCUCAUCAGCGAUGGCGCGGGUGACCUGCAGCCGAGAUACACCGCCGGGUCGCCACCCCCCGACCCAAGCGCCACCUUCACCCGGGAGAACAUGAAGAGCGGCAAGGUGCGCUGCGGGGACAAGUUCGACAACACUUUCUUCGGCAUCCACUCCAGGCUGGCGGCGGUCACGAGCUCCACCAUGCGGCUUGUCCUGGAGUCCACCGUGGAGGCCGUCCUCGAUGCAGGCUACAGCCCCAAGGACCUGCAGGGCUCCAACACGGUCGUCUGCAUGGGCUACCACUGCACCGAGUCAGAGGCCAACUUCAUCCAAGAGUCCUCGGACGGCUUCGGCAUCAUGGGGCUCAACUCGGCCAUGAUCGCCAACCGCGUGUCGUACUGGCUCGACCUCAAAGGCACCAGCUUCGUGCACAACACGCAGCUCGUGAGCGGCAUGCAGGGCCUGCACCUGGCCGUGCGCGCCAUCCGCAACGGCGAGUGCGACCGCGCCAUCGUGGGCGCCGCCUCCAUGUCGUACUUGUCGGAGCUGGCGUCGCACUACGACGACAUGGGCUGGCUCAGCCCCACGGGCUGCUGCAGGCCCUUCGACGAGGCGGCUGACGGCGGCGUGCGCAGCGAGGCCGUGGUGGUGCUGGUGCUGGAGCGUGCGCGCACGGCGCGCCGCGCGUACGCCGAGGUGGUGCACACGACCUCGGCCCUCUACGCCGAGCUCUCCCGUUCGGAGCUGCCCGACAUCGAGCACCGCGUCCUGAGCCGCCAGCUCAGCAGCAUCUACGACGACUGGGGCGUGGACCCGGACCACAUCGCGUACGUGGAGACCGACGGCUGGGGCGUAGGCGCCGUCGACGCGGCCGAGCUGGGCGCCCUGGACGACGUCCUCGGCCGCCGCCGCGCGCGCCCGCUGCUCGUGGGCUCCGUCAAGGGCAACAUCGGGCAGACCGAGGCCGCCAGCGGGCUGGUCAGCGUCUGCAAGGUCCUGGUGGCCAUGGAGUCCGGCACCAUCCCCGCCACCCUGAACCACGUCCGCGCCAACAACAAGAUCGCCGCCAUCAAGCAGGGCCGCAUCAAGGUGGUCGCCGACAACACGCCCCUGCCGCCCGGGAUGGUGGCCGUCAACAACAUGGGCCUGGGGGGCAUCCUGGGGCACGUGCUGCUGCGGCCCAACCCGCGCGUCAAGAAGGUCGAGAAGGCCCUCGGCGCGGCCCCCGCCCCCACCGCCGCGAGCCAGGGCCCCAUCCCCAAGCUGCUGCUGCUGUCGGGACGCACCCCCGAGGGCCUGGAGGGCGCCAUGAAGUUGGCCGAGAGCAACGCCUCAGACCCGGAGUACGUCCACCUGCUGCACCGCGCCUUCUCCUCCAACAUCCCCGGCCACAUGUACCGCGGAUUCUCUGUGGUCCCCAAGGGCGAUGACGCGCGCCCCGCACAGAUCAAGGCUUACAACGGCCAGAAGCGCCCCGUGUGGUUCGUGUACUCCGGCAUGGGCAGCCAGUGGGCCGGCAUGGGCGCUGACCUGAUGCGCAUCCCCGUGUUCGCGGCCGCCGUGGAGCGCUGCCACAACACCCUGGCGCCGCUCGGCGUGGACCUAAAGCACAUCAUCAGCACCAAGGACCCUAAAAUCUUCGACAACAUCCUCCACUCCUUUGUGGGCAUCGCCGUCGUGCAGAUCGGCCUGACGGACGUGCUGCGUGCCGUGGGCGUGGAGCCCGACGGCAUGGUGGGCCACUCGGUGGGGGAGCUGGGCUGCGCGUACGCCGACGGCUGCAUCACGGCCGAGCAGAUGAUCCUGGCGGCACACGCGCGCGGCCAGGCCACCAACGAGACCAAGCUCGUCCCGGGCAUGAUGGCCGCCGUGGGCGUCGGCUACAAGGACGUCAAGGCCAUGGUCCCCGAGUCCAUCGACAUCGCCUGCCACAACUCUUCCACCAGCUGCACGCUGUCGGGCCCCGCGGCCGACAUGGACGCCUUCGUGGCGCAGCUCAAGGCGAAGGGCAUCUUCGCGCGCGCCGUCAACGUGAGCAACGUGGCGUACCACAGCCGCUACAUCCAGCCGGCCGCGCCGCGCCUGCUGGAGCUGCUCAAGGGCGUCAUCCUGGAGCCGAAGAAGCGCUCCUCGCGGUGGAUCUCCACGUCCGCGCUGCUCACCCGGGCCCGCGAGCACGACGUGCAGUACGCCUCGCCGCAGUACUUCACCAACAACCUGCUCAGCUCGGUGUACUUCGAGGAGGCCUGCGACCAGGUGGACAGGGACGCCCUGGCCAUCGAGAUCGCCCCCCACGGCCUGCUGCAGGCCAUCCUCAAGCGCUCCCUGCACCAGGACGUGGUGAACGUCGCCCUCACCAAGCGCGACAUGCCCGGCGCAGGCUUGGUGCUGGACGCGCUGGGCAACAUGUACAUGGAGGGACUGAACCCGGAUGUGGCCAAGCUGUACCCGGCCGUCGCCACCCCCGUGUGCAGGGACACCUCGCCCUUGGCCCCACUCGCCACCUGGGACCACCGCGACACCUGGGCGCUCAACUUCCUCAAAGCCACCGCCGAGGGAGGCCCGCGCUACGAGAUGCGCCUGCCGCUGGCUUUGGCGACUGCCGAGUUGAGCCACCUCGCAGACUGCACGUGGAACGGACACACCCUGCUCAGCCCCGCCACCUGCUUGAGCCUUGUUCUGUCAGUCGUAUCCACCCACGCGCCACAGGGCUGCCCCAUCGUCCUGGACAACGUCGUCUUCUUUGACUUCGAGGUGGUGCCCCAAGAGGGGGAGACGAAGGUGUACGUGUCGGUGCAGCGAGGCAGCGGCCGCUUCGAGGUGAGCGUGAAGGACCGCGUGAUCUGCACUGGCCGCUCUGUUGUCAUCUCGGAGCACGACGAGCCGCCCCUGGGCCCGGCCGCCGCAGUCCCGCCCGAAGACAGGGCGCAGGUGGACGCGGACGCCGUGUACGAGGAGCUGGGCCGUCGCGGCCUGCAGUGCCGCGGCGCGUACCGCAGCCUGGCGUGGCUGCAGCGGGGCGCGCGCGCCGUGCUGGGCGGCACCGCGAGCCGCGAGGACGACGAGCAGUGCGUCGAGGCGGUCCGCGCGCUGCAGCUGGAGACGCUGCUGCAGGUGGUGACGCUGGAGCGGUCCGAGGGGCGCCACGAGCUGCACGUGCCCAAGCGCAUCCAGAAGGUCGUCUUCGAGCCGGCGCAAGUGCUGCCGGCGGGCUCGCAGGACGCGCUGCACUUCGACUUGCUGCGGCGCUGCGUCAGCCUGUGCUCGCCGCGCGGCCGCCUGGCCGUGGUGCAGGUGGACACGCAGCCCUUGCCGCUGCCGGCCGCCUUCCCGCCCAUCCUGGUGCAGACCAGGGCGUUCCUCGCGUACGCGGAGGCCGCCGCCAAGGACCUGGAGCACCUGUGCUCGCUGGCGCUGCAGCUCGCGUCGCUGCAGGGCCGCAGCCCCUUGCUGGUGGCGGCCGUCGCGGGGCGCAGCGCGCUGCCGGACGCCGUGGCGAGGACCGCGCAGCAGCAGCUGCCCGACCUGCAUGUUCGCGUGGGCAGCGCGGCCGACGUGGUGGACAGCGCCACCCUGGAUGCCGUGCGCCGCCAACGCGGCCUCCUGCUGGCCGAGCUGCCGCCAGGCUUCUCCCCUCCCCCCGAGCUGCGGCUGCUGCUGAGCGUGCGGCAGGGCGGGCGGCGGUACGCGCUGCUGAAGCACGCCGAGGCCGUGGACCUGGGCAGCGAGGUGCUGCACGUGGAGGGCGGCGAGGCCGCGCUGCCGCUGGAGCGCCUGCUGCUCUGCCGCACCGGCGAGGCCUACCUCGUGUUCCGCGGCGUGCCCAUGCUGGCCGUGCCCGACGUCCUCAGCACGCUGGCAGCGGCCCCUGGCGGCCACCGCGCGCACUGCGUGUUCCUGCAGGACGCCGGCGCGCCCCCCUUCGCCCUGGACACGCCCAUGUACGCGGCGCAGCUGCGCCUGGGGCUGCGCGUCAACAUCCUGCAGGGCGGCCGCUGGGGCUGGCUGCCGCGCGUGCAUCUGGCCAACCUGAGCGGCGGCGGCGAGGACGGGCCGCGCCUGCAGCGCACCCGGCAACUGCACAUGGACAGCCUGCAGGUCCGGUGCCUGGGCGUCAACCCUUACAGUGACGCGGCCGAGGACGGGCGCACGGCCGUGGGGCUGCUGGACUACGCGGGCGUGCGCGCGGCCGGCGUGCGCGUGAUGGGCGUGUGCGCGUCGAGCGCGGGGCCGCUGCAGCCCGACGCCGUGCUGGAGUGGGCCGUGCCGCCCGGCUGGGCCGACGAGGCCGCCGCCACCGUGCCGCUCGCCUACGCCACGGCCGCGCACGCGCUGCACCAGCAGCUGUUCGUCCGGCGCGGGGAGCGCGCCCUGGUGGUGGACGGCGCCUCCGCGCUGGGCCACGCCGCCAUCGCGCUGCUGCUGCGCGCGCAGUGCCGCGUGGUGGCCACGGUCAAGGACCGCCAGGAGGAGGCCGCCCUGCGCGCCCAGUUCCCCCACGCCGCGCUGGACACGGUCGUCGGCACCGCCAGGGACUUCCCGGCCGCGCUGGCCAGCCGCUUCGGCGCCAGGGGCUGCGUGGACGUGGCGCUGACGCAGGGCGGCGGCGAGGCCUUCAAGAGCGUCUUCGGCAUCAUGAACAAGUUCAGCCGCCUGGUACACGUGGGUGCCGGCCUCACGGAUGUUGGCAGCAGCGUGGGUCUGUCCAACUUCCUCCUCAACGUUUCGGCGUACUCCUUGGCUUGGGACUGGCCGCUCAAGGCGCGCCAGGACACCAAGAGACGCGUGCAGGAAGUGGUGCGCGCCGCCAUCGAGGACGGCACCGUGCGGCCCCUGCCCUUCCACGCGGCUCCCCUGCACACGCUGGCCGGGUCGCAGAGGCGCGUGGCGGAGGGCGCGGGCAAGGUGGUGCUGUCCGUGACCUCGGACGGCCGCAGCGCCCCGCCGUUGGACGCGAGCCGCGGCUGCCUGGUGGUGGCCCCGGCCGCCAAGGCCGUGUCCCUGGCUGAGUGGCUGCUGUCCAUCGGCGCCAGGGACGUCAGCCUGGCCCCCAGCACGGCGGUCGGCGCGGCCAGCGCGUGGCUGGCGCGUCGCUCGGCCCAGCUCGCCGCGCACUACGGCGCCACGGUGCGCGCGCUGCAGCCUGCCGGCCCACAGCAGCUCGUCGAGGCGGCCGGCCGGCAGUCGCCCCUGGGGCUGGUGGUGACUCUGGAGCAGCCCGCCGAGCGCGUGCGUGCGCUGGACGCGGCGACGCGCGCGCCGCGCUGCACGCUGGUGGCGCUGGCGGAGGGCAAGCAGGACCUGGGCGCGCUCCUGGACGUGGUGCGGCGUCGCAAGGACGACGGCCUGCCCGGCGUGCUCGCCGUCAUCGGGGACCUCCCCACGGACGUGCGCACCGUGCCGCUGGCCGAGGCCCUGCGCUGCGCGAGCGACUCCGGCGUGCACACGGUGGAGGCGAUGCAGAUGGCGGCGGCGGACGGUGCCCACCACGCCGGCAGCCCCGGCAGGAAUGACGGCGGCCUCGGCGGCGGCGCGCUGUCGGACUUGCUGCCCGACUCGGUGGAGGCGCUGCGCAGGCUGGGCCAGGCCCUGCAGGACGGCGUGGCCACGCGCGUGCUGCCGUCCCUCAUCGGCGGCGGCUCCAAGGACCGCCGGAACAAGGAGGUGCCGCCCGUGUUCUUGGUGGCCGGCUUGGGCGACUCGCCGGCCAGGGAGCUGAGCUCCGUGGCGCGCUACAUGUACGCCUCGGCCGUGGUGGUGUCUCCGCCGCGCGGCGCGUCGACCGUGGAGGAGGCGGCGGCCGCCGUGGCCGAGGCCGUGGAGCGCGCGCAGCCCAGCGGCCCCUACACCGUGGCGGGCCGCGGCUGGGGCGGCUGCGUCGCCCUGGAGGUGGCGCGAGUGUUGGCGCAGCGCCGCGGCUGCCACGUGACCGCCUUCCUGCUGGACGCCUCGACCAACGCCAUGCAGGCCGCCGUCAGGCCCCUGCAGAGCCAGCCGGGCGGGCUGGCCACCGCCCUGCUCAAGUACCUCCUCAAGCUGGACCGCAAGGCCGAGGAACGCGUUUGCCGCGCGUCCUCCUGGCCGGCGCAGGUCCGGGAGGCGCUGGGCCGCGACGACGCCGUGCUGGAGGCGGCCCUGGACUGCGUGCACCGGCGCGUCCAGGGCCUCGUCGACUACCAGCCCGCGCGCCGAGGCCCCCUCGACCCCAAGGUGGCCGUCACCCUUAUCAGCAAGCAGCCCUACCACCUCGAGUCGCCCACAGUCACGGAGGUGGUGUCCGAGGUGCGCACCCACGCGCUGCUCCCCUCGAUGGAGGACACGCUCGCGGCGCCCCGGCAGGCGGGCACGGCCAUCAGCGCGGGCGUGCACGUGGGGCGCACCAACAUGCGACAGCGGCGCCCCAUUCCCCUCGCCGCCAACUACUAGUGCCCCCACACUCUCGACUCGUACUGAGUUCUUUCUCAAUAACGAAUUGACGUCUGUGCGCAUUAGUAAGCGUGUCAACAUUUUUGUAUGUUUCACAAAAAAUAUUAUCAGUUUCGUUUCAACUAGUUCACAUCUAGGUGUAUGGGAAUUGUAGGAAUUUUGCUAGACCACUGUAUGGUAAAAUUCCGAUCACUUUUUACAGAGUUUACACAUCUAAGUUCCUAUGGAAAUAGCUGGGUACGACACGUUCGUGAGAGUGCACUCGUGAGUACAGUCCAAACAGUGUACUUGUGAGUUCGUAGUUUUUUAUUUCGCACCUCUCCCGCCUAUAUUCAUGGGAUGAUUUCUUCUCUAGGCUUCUUCAAGCGUUUAGUCUUCGAGCGUGGUUUUAGGCUUGAAUAAAGCGUACAACUCGCUUCAGUUUUGCCAGUGACAUUGUGUCAACGUUUACUCUCUCUCAAGGAAUCCCCCAUUAAAAGAGUUUAUAAGCGCAAAAUCUCUACGCCGCUCCCUUGCCGUCCCACCGCGGGCGCACAGUACCGCCACCCUUCGCGACAGAGACUGCCGGGCGGCCGUCCGCCGUCAGAUUGGGCUGCAACGAAUGGUAGCCGUUUGACGGAAAAAAGCUUGAGACCCUCCUGUGAGGGUAGUAAAAGUGCCUGUGUAACAUAAGUAAUAGUGUAUGUAAAAAUAAUAAUAAUAAAGUUUCAUGGAUGUCGUCAGUCAGGGCUUUGUUUGUGAAAGAAGAGUGAGCGUGAAACGGAAUUAAUUUACUUUCAAUGUUAUUUUGAAAAAAUAAAAAAAUAAAUAAAAAUGCUUUAUUUUGAUGAAG